Molecule: messenger RNA, 1105 nt
Organism: Sorghum bicolor (sorghum)
Lineage: Eukaryota; Viridiplantae; Streptophyta; Magnoliopsida; Poales; Poaceae
Exons: 4
Coding region: 1-468 (155 amino acids)
Source: RefSeq, a predicted model, not a curated record
AUGGUGCUAGACAUAGGGGAUUUGGGGGAGCAGCUGGCUUGGCACUGCACUCCAGCUGAAAAGAGAAAAAAAACUGUAUGGGCUUUCCCACUCGUGCUCAGGCUCGGCCCCAGGGAUCGGAGCAAGUCGGGCCCGAGCAACUCCCCCUCGGCGGCGUCCAGCGACGGAGGGGCAGUCCCAGGCUCGGCGGCGGCGUCGGCGGCGUCGGCGGCUCCCCCUCCCGCCUCUCGCCAGUCGCCUCGCGCCCUCGCCUCCGUCCUCCGCGCACCGGCCGGCGACCCUGCCUUUGGCCACUCAAUGUCAAUGGUUACCUGUUCAUGGAAAUGUCAAUGGUUACUAAGGAAGCAGUCCAAUCAUUACUGCCAAGAGCCUCUGGUAUAUAGAUUAACAUCUUCAGUAUCUGAGAUCUUCCUUCAACUAGCAAAGGGAACUAGGAUUCCACUCCUCAGUCAUCAUCAACAGAGGUAAACAGAUACAAUUCUUCAUAUUACAUUGUUACAGCUUAUAGUUUGUUUGUAUGUAGCCAAUAAACACGUAGAGAAGCCAAUGGGAAAGAGAGCAUUCAGUUUACAGUCAGAUUUGGUCGAAUAGAAGGUCAAUUAGAGGGUCAGGCGUGAGUCUUUUAUAUUCUGGUUGGGUUGUGUCUUGGUGUAUGCCAGGUGUCCAGAUGAUUUUUUCUAGUGUUAGCUCAUGACCUCCUCAUACCCUCUAGGCGGGCAAGGAGGUUUUGUAUGGGAUUCUCCUCCCUUUUCCUCUCUUUAAUGCAAGCGAAUUUUCAGGCUAAGGUUAAAAAAAUCCCCUCGUCUGUCCCAUGCCAAAGCACAGGUCUAAGGCCCGGUCCCGGUCGUUGGUCGUUCUCACAUGGGCUACGGUGCCGCUGUGUAUGGGUGGGGCAGGGGUUCGGGGGUUUUCUCGACCUGCGUGAGAAGGUCUUCUUCUUAAUACAAUGCCCGGGGGCUGUCUUACCCCCCGCAGGUCGAGUUUUUUUUUUCUUCUGCAUGUUCGAGGAAAAAAAAGUUUACAGUCAGAUUCAAUUAAAUGGAUUGUAUUUAACAUGCAUGGAAUACAAUUCUGGUCAUUUGGCUUAAGGACAAAAUGAAGGAAA